Striga hermonthica is the source of this 2847-nucleotide messenger RNA. NCBI's taxonomy places the organism in Eukaryota, Viridiplantae, Streptophyta, Magnoliopsida, Lamiales, Orobanchaceae. The record is from the annotation of a GenBank genome assembly.
AUGGAAGGUGGAGCUGGGAGGCCUUCAGCUAUAAGGCCGAUAAACAAGAGUGUCGUCCACCGGAUCUGUGCUGGGCAGGUUAUACUCGACCUCUCGUCCGCGGUGAAGGAGCUCGUGGAGAACAGCCUCGACGCGGGUGCCACCAGCAUCGAGAUCGCCCUGAAGGACUACGGGCAGGAAUCAUUGCAAGUUAUCGACAAUGGCUCCGGAAUUUCUCCCGAGAAUUUCAAAGUUCUAGCCCUGAAACACCACACGUCAAAGCUCUUGGAUUUUCCAGACCUUCAAGUGCUGACAACUUUCGGAUUCCGGGGUGAAGCAUUGAGCUCACUUUGUGCUUUAGGGGAAUUGACUGUGGAAACUCGAACAGUGAAUGAGGUGGUUGCAACACACCUGACAUAUGAUCGGACAGGAAUUCUGACAGCUGAGAGGAAGUCGGCACGCCAAGUUGGUACUACAGUUACCGUCAGGAAACUGUUCUCAACUUUACCUGUCCGGAGCAAAGAGUUCCAGCGAAAUAUCCGCAAGGAAUAUGGCAAACUAAUCAGCUUGUUGAAUGCAUAUGCUCUCAUUGCUAAAGGAGUUAGAAUAGUUUGCACCAACACAACGGGGAAAAAUGCACGGUCUGUAGUGUUGAAGACUCAGGGUAGUGGAUCCCUCAGGGAGAAUAUCGUCUCAGUGCUGGGUACGAGUACUUUUUCCUGCUUAGAGUCUGUAAAUCUAAGCUUAUCAGAUGGUUGUGUGGUUGAAGGCUUUGUUUCAAAGUCCGGAAAUGGAAGCGGGCGAAAUAUAGGGGAUCGGCAAUUCUUCUAUGUUAACGGCCGUCCAGUGGAUAUGCCCAAAGUUGGCAAGCUUGUGAACGAGUUGUACAGAGGCGCAAAUUCUAAACAAUAUCCUAUCGCCGUUAUGAACUUUUCUGUUCCAACUCGAGCAUAUGAUGUGAAUGUUACCCCUGACAAAAGGAAGAUAUUUUUCUCUGAUGAGAGUUUGAUUUUACAUUCUUUAAGAGAAGCUUUAGAGAAGAUUUAUUCAUCUAACCAGGUUAGUUAUUCAGUAAACAAAAUAGAUGAACUCAAUGAGGACACGCGCACACCCGAUAUUUAUUCUCCACAGGAGAAAUCUCAGAGGCUUGCGAAGCACUUAAUUCCGGACAAAAGUGUAGUACAUGAAAAGGAUGAGAAAGAUAAUAAUGGCAUUCUGGGGAUUGCGCAAGAUAACACAGGAGAUUCUUUUGGUGAGGAGUUGAUACAGAGAGAUGGGGAUUGUUCAGUGAUAAAAGAGUAUUCACUUGGAAUUCGUGGUAAUCUGAAGAACAAAUAUUCUGAAAGUCCUGAUGAGGAAAAUACAGAUUUAGUUUCAGACAAAACUUACAAAGAGGACAUUCUCCAGUCAAGGUCAUUCCAGAAGGGUGCUGUUAAUAGCAUUAGUCCACUUAGGCAUUCGAGUAGUGUACAGAUGUCACUUAACAAGUUUGUCACUGUAAAUAAAAGAAAACAUGAAUGUAUUGAAACUGCAUUGUCUGAGGUUCCAGUCCUUCGCAGUGGAUCUCAUAUGGGUAAAUUAAGAGAAAAUAACUCUUUGAAGUAUACUGCAUCUCCAAUAUCUCCAGACAACCGGGUUAUCUUUGAUGGUUCCAGUGAAAGCAGACGUAGUGAGUCUCAACCAGACAAAGUUUCUGGUAUCAAGAGUGUAUUUAGUGAAGCGGGUAUGAAAGUUCUCUUUCCUUGUGGCGACAGAAAGCAAAAUACAAGGGAUGAUGAAGAUGCAGAUGUUCUUUUUCCUUGUGCAGACAGAAAGCUAAGUGCAGCCACAGAGGAUAUCAGAUUGGGGGAGCAGAGAACUCCAGAGAGGGCACAGGAUGCCGAUUGUGGACCAACAGCUUCACUUAGAACAAACUCUCCACUUUCGAAAGGCCUUGCAGAUGGACAUACCCCUUGGCGACCUUCUGGUGUAUCUUUAGACUCUCCAGUGGCUUCUUCUGGUACAAAAGUUGGUUUUUCGUUGCAGUUCAGUUUCAAAGAUUUGAUGUCGAGAAGGAAGCAGAGGCUAUCAAGACUGGGGUACACUAGUAAUGCAUCUGGAAGGAUGAAGUUAGGGAGUGAGUUUGCUGCAGCAUCAUUGGAGCACUCACAAGUAGUAAAUGAAGAGGGGAAGACUAAAGCUUUAGCGGCUGCUACCAGUGAGCUGGAAAGGCUGUUUAAGAAGGAUGACUUUAAACAGAUGCAGGUGGUAGGACAAUUUAAUCUUGGAUUCAUCAUUGGCAAGUUAGAUCAGGAUCUUUUUAUAGUGGAUCAGCAUGCUGCAGAUGAAAAAUACAACUAUGAGCGCUUGUCGCAAACAACCAUUUUGAAUCAGCAACCUUUGCUUCGGCCACUAAAAAUGGAGCUUGCUCCAGAAGAAGAGAUAGUCGUCUCCAUGCACAUGGAUACCUUCAGGAAAAAUGGAUUUUUACUGGAGGAGGACAUACAAGCUCCUUCUGGACAUAGGUUUAUACUGAAAGCAGUUCCCUUCAGCAAAAAUAUAACAUUUGGAAUUGCAGAUAUUAAGGAGCUUAUUUAUAUUCUCAAUGAUAGUCAUGGAGAAUGCACCAUUAUUGGCAGUUACCGAACAGACAUGGCAGAUUCGGUUUGCGCGCCUAAAGUACGGGCCAUGCUGGCAUCACGUGCUUGCAGAUCAUCCGUUAUGAUUGGAGAUUCACUUGGGAGGAAUGAAAUGCAGAAGGUAAUAUUAGAACAUUUGGCUGUGCUCAAGUCUCCUUGGAACUGUCCACAUGGCAGGCCCACAAUGCGCCACUUGGUCGACUUAAGAACCGUUCGUAAGAGAGUUGAUGACGACGAUAUGGAGUUGUGA